Molecule: messenger RNA, 854 nt
Organism: Toxotes jaculatrix (banded archerfish)
Lineage: Eukaryota; Metazoa; Chordata; Actinopteri; Toxotidae
Gene: spc24
Product: SPC24 component of NDC80 kinetochore complex
Exons: 6
Coding region: 126-725 (199 amino acids)
Source: RefSeq, a predicted model, not a curated record
GUGGCGGUGUGCUAUAAGAGGCUGGAGGAAAUCCGCCAAUAACCAAAGAAGAAGAAAAUAAGAGGCGCGCUCAGGCUCUGAGUUUGAAUCACGGAAAGGAUCUGUCGGCUGCCAGUGCCACCACAAUGGCUCAGGGUCAUAAGUUUCAAGACUUGGAGGAGACGGGAGAGGAGAUACUGGCCUUCAUCAACAGCAGCAAGACCGAGAAACUCAAACUCAUGAAAGAUGAAUAUCAGGCCCUUUUUGAUCAGCACAUUGAAACAAAGAAGAUUGUGACACAGAUUUUAAAAGAAGAGGCUCAGAUUGAAGAAAGUGUGGGCCAGAGGCUGCUGGACAUGGAGGAGGAGAAGAAGCAAAAGGAGAGGGACCUGGAGAGUCUGGAGGAGCAGCUGAGGCAGUGCAUAGCCAAGAGCCAGAUCACUGACUCAGAAUUACAGUUCCUGAAGGGAGAGUUAGAGAGUCUGAGAAACACUGAACACGAGCUUGAGACUCUUCAGAGCGAGGUGGAUGAAGACACCACAGAGGUUAUCCCUUCAGCAGUGUAUGUGGCUCAGGUGUACUACCUAAUAACCAAGAUCAAGUGGGAGUACAAUACACCACCCAACGUCGUGAAAGGAGUGCACUAUGGUGCAGACCUGGCAACUCCCAUCAACAUUGACACCUCUCUGCGAUCUCGGAGUGAAGUAAGCGACCAGCUGUGGGGCUUUGUGAGCACUGAGUGGUAGAGGAAGGAUGGUGGUGUGUAGUCAGUAAUGUUGUGUACGUUAUAUAUUAGUCUGUUAAUGUGUUUGUUGUUUUCAUAUGUUCUAUAUAAACAUCUGUAUUGAUUUUGAAAUUAAAUCUCUGAGACCAGU